Schistocerca piceifrons (Central American locust) is the source of this 366-nucleotide messenger RNA. RefSeq names its product circumsporozoite protein-like. The transcript has a single exon. Lineage: Eukaryota; Metazoa; Arthropoda; Insecta; Orthoptera; Acrididae. The record is from RefSeq and is a predicted model, not a curated record. The coding region runs from base 1 to 366 and encodes 121 amino acids.
AUGCCUGAUGAGACAUGUGUUGUAGAUGGGGACGUGGCGGGAGAUGCCAUGUGUGUUGGAGCUGCUGGUUCAAGUUGUGUUGUGGAUGGCAAUACGGCUGGAGACUCCAGUUGCGUUGUGGCCUCCUUGGCCACUCCUGUUGUGGCUGGUGACGCGGCUGGUGCAACCACUUGUGGUGCAGCUGGUCGUUCAAGUGGUACUGAGGAUGGUGACGCGGGUGGAGACGCCUCUUCUCUUGUGGCUUCUGCUGGCUCUCCUCCUGUGUCCGGCAACGUGGCUGGCGAUACCUGCAGUGUUGCAGUGGGCAACGUGGCUGGUGACGCCGCUGUUGUAGCUAAUGCUGGCUCCUGUGAGAAAAAGAUAUAA